Molecule: messenger RNA, 1779 nt
Organism: Neltuma alba
Lineage: Eukaryota; Viridiplantae; Streptophyta; Magnoliopsida; Fabales; Fabaceae
Product: multicopper oxidase LPR2-like
Exons: 3
Coding region: 1-1779 (592 amino acids)
Biological process (GO): cellular response to phosphate starvation
Molecular function (GO): oxidoreductase activity; copper ion binding
Source: RefSeq, a predicted model, not a curated record
AUGGAUAGAUUGUUAAUAUUAAUGCUUCUGAUGAAAUUCACAUACGUAAGUGUUUUAUCACAAGCUGUGGUCUUGGCUGUUUCUUUAAGAGAUGACAAAUUGUUAGAGCCAUCGGAGUUGGAGAUGUUUGUGGAUGAGGUUCCUGAUGUGCCCAGAAUUCUUGCCUAUGAGCUCCUUCAUGGAUUCCCCAUACCCAGAUAUCUCCACAUUGGCAUGUUCCAAAAGAAUUGGAAAUUUCACAGGGAUCUACCGCCAACGCCAGUUUAUGCUUAUGGUCUAGACCAACAGACUGCAUCAGUUCCUGGUCCCACUAUCGAGGCCCUCCAUGGAGUUGACACCUACGUGACGUGGCAAAAUCACCUCCCUUCAAAUCACAUCUUCCCAUUGGACCCGACAAUUCCCAUCGCCAUCCCCCGCUCCAAAAAGGGUAUUCCCACGGUGGUUCACCUCCACGGCGGCAUCAUCGAGCCCCAAAGCGACGGCAACCCUAAUUCCUGGUUCACCAAUGGAUUCAUUGAAACGGGACCCACUUGGACCCAGAAGACCUAUCAUUACCCCAACAAUCAACAACCUGGUAACAUGUGGUACCAUGAUCAUGCCCUUGGGUUGACCGCGGUCAACGUCCUUGCUGGCUUAUAUGGGACCUACAUCAUCCGCCACCCUCCGAUCGAGGACCCUCUUGGCUUACCCCAUGGUGAUGCCUUUGAUCGACCGCUGAUGAUCUUUGACUUGAACUUUCACACUAAUGGUUCCAUAUAUUUGAAUUCCACUGGAAACCACCCCACCGUACACCCUCAUUGGCGGCCAUUUUACUUCGGUAAUUUCAUCACUGUGAAUGGAAAAGUAUGGCCACGUAUGACAGUACGACGUCGUAGGUAUCGAUUUCGGAUCAUCAACGCCAGCAAUGGUCGUUUCUUUAGACUGUUCUUCACCAAUUUCUUGCGGUUCAUCCACGUGGCAUCAGAUUCUGCUUACAUAGAAGAACCAGUGACCACGAAGGAAGUUUUAGUGGGACCAUCUGAGAUCACAGAUAUAAUCGUUGACUUUUCUAAGUCAAAAGAUGACACUGUUAUUUUAGCCAACAAUGCACCAUCUCACUUCCCAUUUGGAGAACCAGUGGAUGAAGCUAACAGCAAGGUGAUGAAAUUCUUCAUACAACCUGAUCCAGAAGCUGACACGUCACGAGUCCCUAUGAAGUUACUAAAAUACCCUGAUGCAGAUUUAUCCAGUGUAUCGCAGACGAGGUACAUCACAAUGUUAGGCUAUGGUGGGACAACGAAAGGAAAUCCAACUCAUUUAUACUUGAAUGCAAAACCUUUUGCGUCGCCAGUUACAGAAACUCCACAGGAGGGAUCCACUGAGGUUUGGUAUGUGAUCAAUCUGACGCAGGCCAAUCAUCCGUUUCAUAUUCAUUUGGGAUUGUUCAAAGUUUUGGAUCAGACGGAGCUGGUGAAUCCUAAGGAGCUUAAUGAAUGUGUGAGGAAGCAUGAUUAUGUGACUGAGUGCCAUGUGGAGGAGCAUGCACGUGGCAAGAAAUUGGAGGUGCCCUCUCAUGAGAGAGGGUGGAAGGUCGUGUACAAGAUGACACCCUUGUGUGUAACGAAGAUUGUAGUGAAAUUUGGUUACAUCCACACAAAUGCACCGUAUGAGUUUGAUGCAACUGCAGAACCUGGUUACGUGUAUCAUUGUCAUAUAAUAAACCAUGAAGACAAUGAGAUGAUGAGGCCAUUCAAAUUGAUAAAAGGAGGUGCGCAUAAUUCAAAGGUCAUGCUGGAGUGA